This is a messenger RNA of Bolinopsis microptera, 2657 nucleotides long. RefSeq lists its product as uncharacterized. The record is from RefSeq and is a predicted model, not a curated record. The transcript has 3 exons. NCBI's taxonomy places the organism in Eukaryota, Metazoa, Ctenophora, Tentaculata, Lobata, Bolinopsidae. The coding region runs from base 57 to 2657 and encodes 866 amino acids.
UCAUAGCUAAAUCGUCAUUGCAUAAACUCAUUGUUUGAAGAAGACGACAAAUUAAAAUGGACGGAGAAAAGCCAAUAACUUCGUUCCAAUCAGAACUAAAAGAUACCCCUGCUGAGACCUGGUCUAAAUUUCCUGACCUAGCAGAUACUGUGUGGAAGUGGGCAGAUGAUGGGGAAACACCCAAAGCAUCUAUCAAGUUCCUCAACGAUAACACCAUUAAGUGGAACAAAGGAAAGAAGCAAGGUUACUGGAAACUUAGAAACGAUAUGAGGAUCUUGGAGACAAAAUUUCAUGGAACGGACCACCAGUUGAGAUACAUAAUUGAAGAGAGAAAAGCUGUACUGAUAAACUCUGAUAAAAAUCCUCUAGCAACUAUGUGGGAGCCACUGACUAAACUAUCAGACUACGAACAGAGAGGAAAAGAAAUCGUUGCUCGUUUCUGCUUAUCAGAAGAAAGACGACCUGUAAUGUCGCCCCUAGCACCCCAACAAACCUACAAAGAUAAGUACCCUGACCUCGCUCGAUAUAAAGAUUCUCGUAUUGCAGAUAACAUAAUAUCGCGAGACAAUUACGAAGCCGAAGUUGUAGUUUAUAGAGUUUUAGAGAAAGUGAAUGAAUCAAUGAUAGUUCUUCACGGGUUUAAGUGUACACAUUUCCAGUUUGCUAUGUGUGACAGUAGCCACGACAAGAAGACCUGUGAGGAGUGCCGCAACUCCAAGAACUCAGAGGAGUGUGAUUUCUUGAUUAUCGGAAAGGACUUUUUUGUCGUUAUUGAGGUCAAGAACACGAUAUUUUACCAGGAUGCAACUGUGGCAUUUCAGAAUUCGUUAUUACAAAGAGAUAGAGUCAAGAAACUCAUACACGCUUUAUGUCCAGAGGCAAACAUUUUACUUUUCACGGCAUUUCCAAGUUUGAGCUCUAAGUACAUUAACAGGUCUGUUAAUGGUGGUCCACCACCAUUAACAGGCAUGGACAGUGACCAAGUGGAUUCGAUAAUCUAUAAAGAAGAUAUUGAUGACUUUCCAAAUUGGUGGCACAACAAGGUUUCAGCGGUUACUACAGCGGUUACUACAGCGGAAAUUCGGCCAAGUUUUUUCUACAAAGUAUUAAACAUGCUCUCCAAAAGUUUCAUCGUCAAAAUAUUUAACAGAAUCUUUAAAAGACGCCGAGAUUUGAGUCUAGUACUACUGAAAUCGGAGCAUGAGCAUGACAAGGUGAAACACAUUUUGUUAACAAUAUCAUGUACUGAAGUAGAUAUACCUGAUGAAUCUACGUUCAAUCUAGCGAAAACUGUGAUGAGGAUAGAUAAAGAAUUGAGGGAAGGAGAAAUCACUUUAGAGCAAAGAAUUAAAAACUCUCAGUGUAAAAAGAGCUUCAAUCCUGGAGUGGUCAAAGCUUGUGAUGUCAUCAGAGACUAUGUUGGAAUCAAAUAUCUAACAGUAGAACAAAAGGGGGUUUUAGAAUCAUAUGGGUAUUUUGGAAAUCCAAAAUACCCAUAUAAUAUGUAUGCUGAACAACAGCUUUGGAUUAACGGCCCAGCAGGGAGUGGCAAAACUGUGCUAUUAUUAGGGAAAUUAAUAGAACUUGCUAAAUCUGAUACAGAUAAACAAGUUGUUGUGUUUCAAUUUGGUGGAGAUAAAAAUAACUCAACAACAUAUCAGGACACAUGUAGGAAAGCUGCUGUGGAGUUCACAGUGUUACAGUUCGUGGAUUGUAAAGAUCACACUCCCUCGCAAUUAUGUAAAUUGAUAUUGAACAGUGAACAUAAAGUAGUGAUCGUAAAUGUGCAUGUAUACAAAGAAAUUACAGAGAUAUCAUAUUCCUUUACUGAAUUGGUAAUAGAAACACUCCUUUUGCUAAAAGCUUGCCAUUUGUUAAUUGAUGAUAUACAGUGUUUGAUAAGACACAGCUGGUUGCCUAUGAUUCAUCGUGAUUUGCCUGUGUAUUUAGACAUACUGGAACUGUUCAAAAAUAAGAGAUCCGUAAUAGUAGCGUGUGAUUUUGGACAGUGUUAUUAUCAUGUUGAUGCAGUGCUUCAUGUGGCUUUUAGUGGUCACCUCUACAGACAACUUUAUUCAUAUCAACUUGUCACAUUGACUAAGAAUUUGAGGAACACGUACGAUCUCUCAAAUAUUCUAUCGGUUAUUAGAAAUAAAUACCGAGGAUUGGUAUCAAGUUGUGACUUUGGACAUAUAAUUUUACCGAAGCAAGACCCUGGUCAUUUUAUUCGAGGUGUAAUUACAGAGUUACAUGUUUUUAGUGAAUAUGAUUUUGAUUCCAUUUUCCAUAUUAUAAACGAAGAUUUGAUUAAGUUACGAAGAAAAUUAUCAGAUGACAUGAAAAUAGCAGUAGUUUAUAAUGAUUACGCUAUAUCACCAUUUAUAAUUGAUGCACAUGACAAUGACACCGAUAAAAUAACCAUGUGUCACUGUGACCAUAGCUGCUCAACUGAGUGGCCUGCAGUUAUUGUAAUAUGUCGAAUGUCGGAAAGGAAUCAUGAGAAGAAUUUGAUUCCACUCUACCUAUCCAUAUCCAGAGCACGAGUGAAGUGCUCUGUUUUUAUAUACCCAGAAAGCGGUUGUAAAUUGAGUGAUAUGUAUUGCAUGAAAGAUCUGUUAAAUGCAUUGGAACCUUUGUCUAACGUGAUAAGAUAUUAG